Molecule: messenger RNA, 1890 nt
Organism: Kluyveromyces marxianus DMKU3-1042
Lineage: Eukaryota; Fungi; Ascomycota; Saccharomycetes; Saccharomycetales; Saccharomycetaceae
Gene: SLD3
Product: Sld3p
Exons: 1
Coding region: 1-1890 (629 amino acids)
Biological process (GO): DNA replication initiation
Cellular component (GO): DNA replication preinitiation complex
Source: RefSeq, a predicted model, not a curated record
AUGGAACCCUCAGAAGAUCCAUGGGUUCUGGUGUCAUCUUUUGUUAAGCUUCCUCCGGAUUUUGAGGUAAACAGAGAUUCGGUGAACAUUAUAGACAUCUCAUCACCUGAAUUCGACCGUGUAAAGAACCAGAUAUCAAACGCGGAUGUUGUAUUGAAGCAUCUCCUGCGACGUGGGCAACAGAAUAUUCUACUAGAACGUUAUUUCCAAGAUGGUUGGGUACGAUGGGAUCUACAAAAGCUUCCAGUUCUGGAUAACGUUGGUCAUGGCAUUCCUAAUUACAAAAGACAAGCGAGCAACCAUUAUGACUUUAAAACAUUGGACGAAUGGUCUCAGUUGAAAAUUGAAGCUAUUUUUCCCUAUUGGAAGGAAGAUGAGCAUCGAAUUCCAGACGGUGAUCUAUACGAACAGUUACCACUAAUCAUGAAGCCUCCGAAAUUAUCGAAUAGAACAGAAGACAAAUCAAUGGAAAAAGAUCCAGUAGCAUAUGUGAAGAAGAAGUAUUACGAAAUACUGUAUUCGCUUAAUAUACCCCUAGCACACUUUGUGAAGUCAAAACUAUCUAGAACCAAAGUUUUAUGCAAACAACAAGGAAGUGAAUAUAAGGACGUUUUGAGAUCAGUUUUAGUCGACCUAUCAGGUUUCGACACCCGAUAUACUGUCGAUCAUAAUGGACUGCUUAACUAUGAUGAUAUCCCUGAAGAAUGUAAAACAUUCCGCAAAGAAAUCAUUCAAGAAACGCUUAAUGUUGACAACAAUGUAUUAUCAAAGAAUAAAGACGUUACCACGGACAUUGCCAGUAUAUUAAAGGUAAGAGAUAUCAAGCUACAAAUCAUAAUUCUACUAGAAAUUAUAUCAGAAAAUAAUUUGGAUGGAUCGAUGAAACAAUAUGAAGCAAAUUAUGAGAAUAAACUUAGCGAACGAUCUCUAAAUAUGGUCACUGCAGUAACAAGGUUUUCUAGGAGAAGGAAAAAAUCUAAGGCAGAUGCUCCUAAAAUAGCAAAAGCAACAUCAGCGGUUGAUUAUUGCCAACAUAUGGAUAUCCUUCUAGAUAAACUAGGAAUUGCAGAAGCGUUAAUAUCGACAGAAAUAUCAAUGCAAUCGGAACAACCCCCAGCUAACAAGUCCAUUCACGAGUAUAAACGCGGAAUAGUUGAUAAAAAUAAAGAAAUGUCAUCAAAAGGGUUCUUGGGUUACGUUGUGAUACCGUACUGGUAUAAAAAACUGCCGUUUGUUGUUACAUUCAUUUCUAAUAAGAUAAAAGGACCAAGAAUUGAGAAUAAGGUACCGAAGGGCAACAACAGCAGCAAUUCAGCUUCCAAUUAUAAUCAAUUAAGGUCAAGUUCAGUUACCUCUAACACUAGUGAUCGAAGUACGUCCCCUCAAGUCCCACCAUUAUUGCGUACGAGAACGAACUCUAAUUUGAUAGACUUUUUAGAAGGGGAAACAACGAAGAAAAAACCAACUCUUGCAUCCAGAUCAUCAUCUGAUAUUAAACUCAAUCAUCUUGAAAAACGACAGAUGUCUGUUCAAGACUUAUCUUUGGAUGAAAUAAUGAAACAAAAACAGCAAGUACUUCAAGAGUUUAGUGCAGUUAGGUCUGUUUUAGUUAACGGUAAAUCGGUAAGUUUCACUCAAUCGCACAGCAAUUCAUUUCAAAGAGUUGGUAAGCGCAAGAUUGAUAGCACAACGUUACCUAAAACAGAUGAGAAAUCUGAAGACGAUAUUCAUGUUACAGCCACUCCAAUGAAACCAGAUGAAGAAAUAAAAAUUUCUCCCAUUUUCGUGGCUUCGCCAGCUGUUGCCAACACUAACAUGAAGUCUCCAGUAAAGGAAUCGCCAAUAAAGAAUAAACCCAAAAGAGUGCGUAGAAGGUUAUUUGCUCCAUAA